AUGUCUGACGGGAAAUAUGUUGAUGGGAGCUACUGGUUCUAUGCCCCUAAUAAGGGUGCUGCCAUCUUCUUCUGCUUCGCUUUCUGCUGCACAGGAUGCUUCCACAUACGGCAGUGCAUACUGUAUAAGUGUUGGAAGUUGACACCUCUGUUCUCAUUCUGCUCUCUUCUCUUUACAACGGGCUUCGCGCUUCGGGUAUAUGGAGCUUUUCAUUAUGAAAAUCUCGACAUUUUUAUUGCAAGUGUCUGCAUCACUUAUGCAGCGCCACCACUACUGGAACUUCAGAACUAUCGCAUUCUCGGCCGAAUCCUGUACUACGUCCCGUACAACUCACCCAUCCACCCUGGACGUGUCCUGACAACCUUUGGUUUUAUCUCAGGCAUCGUUGAGGCUCUGAAUGGCUGGGGUGCUUCAUACUCGGCGAAUCAAUCGUUGACCGACAGCGAGAUUGAGAUAGGUCAUGCUCUGAUCAAGACCUCAUUGCUCUUACAGAUUGUCGUGGCAAUUCUGUUUAUUACGUUGGCUGUUACCUUCCACCGCCGAUGUGUUGUCGCUGGUAUCACAAAUGAGCGGCUCAACAAGCCACUAUGGACUUUGUAUACCAGCAUGACCCUUAUCCUUGCGCGAACCAUAUAUCGCAUUGUGGAAUACUUCAGUGUUGCGGAACUCAGGUACGGUCCAGGCUUCGACCCAGCCACGAUUAGUCCUAUCGUGAGAUACGAGUGGUUCUUCUACGUGUUUGAGGCUGCUCUUAUGCUUUGCAAUCUUGUCAUGUUCAAUGUACGGCAUCCCCGACGAUACCUUCCCAGAAACAACAAGAUUUACCUCUGCCCAGACGGCGUUACGGAGAUUGAGGGCCCUGGAUACAACGACCCGAGGAAGUUGUGGCAAACCCUUAUUGAUCCUUUCGAUAUUCAGGGGUUGGUAACUGGUCGUGGCCGGGAAACUGACAAGUUCUGGGAAAUGGGCCACGGGCGGCCAGCAGACUCGACUAAAACUGUGGGAGUCAAGACUGAAUCUGUUUAG
This is a messenger RNA of Fusarium proliferatum ET1, 1026 nucleotides long. RefSeq lists its product as uncharacterized. Gene Ontology annotation, cellular component: membrane. The record is from RefSeq and is a predicted model, not a curated record. The transcript is spliced from 4 exons. NCBI's taxonomy places the organism in Eukaryota, Fungi, Ascomycota, Sordariomycetes, Hypocreales, Nectriaceae. The coding region runs from base 1 to 1026 and encodes 341 amino acids.